Molecule: messenger RNA, 989 nt
Organism: Labrus bergylta (ballan wrasse)
Lineage: Eukaryota; Metazoa; Chordata; Actinopteri; Labriformes; Labridae
Source: RefSeq, a predicted model, not a curated record
CUGCUGUCGUUGUGACAUUCGUCAUCACUCUUAUUGUUGGUGUCAUCGUCCAAGCUGCUCUCUUUGUCACAGGUCGCAUCAGUUGUCGUAAAGACGAGGAGAAAGGUGAACCCAUAAAAGACCGCACUGAAUCCGACCUUCUAGCUGAAUGAAGUCAGGUAGACUCACGUCGUGUUCCUUCAAACCUCUGACUCUGGAACUCCAAAGUUAUUGAAGCUAAUCUGCCUUAAUCCCAACAUGAAGAUGAUUUCAUCUGUUUGACCAUCAUGAUGUCAUACUUGAAAACAGCUGAGUGAGGGAUCAAAUCCAACCAGGUGUUUGUUCUCACAUUUUAAUGAACGCCGUGGAGAUCGGGCUUUUUCCAAUCAGAGCCCGUCGACUUUGGAACGACCUGAGGAGCAUGUUCAUGACACAUCCUUACACCUCUAACGUUUACUCUGCUUUAAAUACACUGCAGCUUUAAUGCAUGAUCAUUUCAUUAAUAUCAUCUGUGAAUGGAAUCCAGGGUUUAAAACAUAAAGGUCUCCCUGUGAACAUCCCAGAGAGCCUCUGACUGAGGAUUUAAAGAAACACUUUGAAAAACAGGAUUGAUGUGAGAAAGUGUGAAAUAGAAGUCCCUGUUUGUGUUUGCUCUCCUGUUGAUCCAGUGUGUGAAUGAAGAAAUGAGAGCAAAGGCGCUUUACGACUGACGGAGAAUCAAAGCCUCAGUACUUCACUGAACUACAGCUGCUGUUUGACUGUAAAUACAUGAGAUUCUGUUGCUGCUACACUGAGAUAUAAUGAGACUUUAAGAUGUGGGACGAGGAUGUAUCUCUUCUUUAGACUUUAUAAAGCCGAGUGUGUCAGGUAGAGACAAACACAGAGCUGAAGUAUGCUCCUAAACGUUUCUUUAUGCUGCUGAUGAAUGACGCUCUGAUGGUUACAACGUGAUAUCAGGCUGUGCUUCAUCAUUCACAUCCACCUGCUGGAAUAAAACAUGAUCAAUGUUA